GAUUCACAAGUAGCAGUUCACGCCAUCUCUAUAAAAUACUUUACAUUCAGAACUGAAGUUGGAUUAUAAGAUAAGCUUCAGAAGUCGAAAUUUCUUUCUGGUAAUCUGAUAUAUAACGCAGAUCGGUUAGGUAUAUUCUUUUAUCUGUAUAUAGUUAAAAGUCGAAAAGAAACGAAAAGGUUACAAACGUAACUUACAAAAAGUAAUUGGAAGAUAUCAAACACUGAUCUUAAGGAUACAAAUAAUUUUGAAAAUUAUAAAGAAAUGGCAAGUGUACUAUACGUAAUAAACACUUUCUCCAGAUUAUCUGUCUGCUCGACCGUUAAUCCGCGCAAUAUUUCUACAUGUAUGAAUCCGUUGUGUUUUCAAGUAACCAAUGUGCUUUUAGGAGAACCGCUUAAAAAAAAGAAAAAGAUUGAUCCCACUAUAGUCAGAGCUAGAGAAGAAAGGAGGAAAAGAAAAUUGGAGAAACAAAUUAGGCGUUUAGAAAAGCUUGCCCAACAGUUGAAACCAAUCUUCGAAGUAGAUAUAUCCUCAGAGUUAAUGGAGCAGAUAGAGGACAGGUCCCGUAAUCUUGCACCGUUAUCUCCCCAAGAAACAGAAAGAAGAGCGUUAUUGGAGAAGGAAUGGAGCAGAUAUAAGCUGGAUCAGUGGAAAAGGGAUAUAAACACUAUUGAAUCUAUCCUACAUUCACAGAAAAUAGCACUGAAAGAACUGAAAGCUGUAUCAAAGCAACUUUAUGAGGAAGCAAUACAAUUCGACGAAACGUUUCUGCCAUACAGUGCAUUAGGACCGGUAAAUACUCCACCAAUAGAGAAUUAUGAUAGUCCGGACGGUGCAUAUAUAGAAACUACUCUUAAAUACGUAGAUGAAACGUAAGCAAAUAGAAAGGGUGAUAAAUGUGAAACGAUA
Messenger RNA from Dufourea novaeangliae, 912 nucleotides. It is a transcript of the gene mRpL40, whose product is annotated as 39S ribosomal protein L40, mitochondrial. The record is from RefSeq and is a predicted model, not a curated record. Gene Ontology annotation, cellular component: mitochondrial large ribosomal subunit; mitochondrial ribosome. NCBI's taxonomy places the organism in Eukaryota, Metazoa, Arthropoda, Insecta, Hymenoptera, Halictidae. Bases 265 to 879 code for a protein of 204 amino acids. The transcript has 6 exons.